GGCAGCGGCUGCGCCCUGCGCCGGGGAGGAGCCGGGGGCGGGCGGCCGGCAGGCGGGGGCUGGGGCCCGAGGCGGGGAGUGCCGGAGCGCCCGCGGCGACGACGGCAGCGGCGGCAGAGCAGGCUCCGUGCGUGGGUCCGCGGCGGCUCGGGGUCCGCCCGCGGGCCGUAGUGUGAGCGGGCGGCCGGGCUCCCUUCCUCCCCCGCCCGCUGCCGCCGCCGCCGCCACUGUGAUUGGGUGGAAGAUGGCGCUGGGCGGAUGGAAAUCCUAAUGACAGUCUCCAAAUUCGCCUCCAUCUGUACCAUGGGCGCCAAUGCCUCGGCAUUAGAGAAAGAGAUUGGUCCAGAACAGUUUCCAGUCAAUGAGCACUAUUUUGGAUUAGUCAACUUUGGGAAUACCUGCUACUGCAAUUCAGUUCUUCAAGCACUUUAUUUUUGUCGUCCAUUUCGGGAAAAAGUUCUAGCAUACAAGAGUCAACCUAGGAAGAAGGAGAACCUUCUUACAUGCUUAGCAGAUCUGUUCCAUAGCAUAGCCACUCAGAAGAAAAAGGUUGGAGUAAUACCUCCCAAGAAGUUCAUAACAAGAUUACGGAAAGAAAAUGAGCUUUUUGACAACUACAUGCAGCAAGAUGCCCAUGAAUUCUUAAAUUACCUACUAAAUACAAUUGCUGAUAUUUUACAAGAAGAGAGAAAGCAGGAAAAACAAAAUGGCCGUUUACCUAAUGGUAACAUUGACAGUGAAAAUAACAACAGCACACCAGACCCAACUUGGGUUCAUGAGAUUUUUCAGGGAACAUUAACUAAUGAAACCAGAUGUCUUACUUGUGAAACUAUAAGCAGCAAAGAUGAAGAUUUUUUAGACCUUUCUGUUGACGUGGAACAAAACACAUCAAUUACUCACUGCUUAAGGGGUUUUAGCAACACAGAAACUCUGUGCAGUGAAUACAAAUACUACUGUGAAGAAUGUCGCAGCAAACAGGAAGCACACAAACGGAUGAAAGUUAAAAAACUGCCCAUGAUUCUAGCUCUACAUCUGAAGAGAUUUAAAUAUAUGGAUCAACUUCAUCGAUACACAAAACUUUCUUACCGGGUAGUCUUUCCUUUAGAACUUCGUCUCUUUAACACUUCAGGCGAUGCAACCAAUCCUGAUAGAAUGUACGACCUUGUUGCUGUUGUGGUUCACUGUGGAAGUGGUCCCAAUCGAGGCCAUUAUAUUGCAAUAGUUAAGAGUCAUGAUUUUUGGUUGUUGUUUGAUGAUGAUAUUGUAGAAAAAAUAGAUGCACAAGCUAUUGAAGAAUUCUACGGGUUGACAUCAGAUAUCUCAAAGAACUCUGAGUCUGGUUACAUCCUUUUCUAUCAGUCUCGGGACUGAGGGGGAACCGUGAUGAAGAGAUUUCUGCCUCAUUUCUUCUCUGGUUAUUUUGGAAAGGAUCAAGCACUGAUUUUUCAAGAAAAGAGAAAUGCAGGAAGCUCAGGGGGCAGUAGCACACUUUGCACACAAUAAAGCAAAGACUGUGGAUUAACAAGCUCUUCCUAUCAUGGUAGUUGAUUUAUUUGCUCAGGUAUCAUGCUGUCUGUGCAGUUCUACACAACAAGGAAGUGAAAUCAGAGAUAGCAGCUCCUCUUGUAAAACAGCCUUCCAGUAAUUGACAUGCAUUUGCUCUUUAUUAAUGGCACCAAUAAUGAUUUGAACUCCUGGGGGUGCAGCAGAAAGAAGAGGAAUCUGUGCUGGGUGGUGUUGAUAAUUUAAGGAGAUGACAGUGAACACACUGCGUCAAUUUGCCCGGGUUGAAUUAUGUAUAGAAAGAAUAUUUGGUGGUCUUUUCAAGCAUAAACCAGAAAUACUUUUGGGCCCAACACUUGCAGUUGCCUUCCUGAUGAAUAAAAACUAACAGAUGCUAGAAUCCAGUGCCAGGAAGACAAAUAUGUUUUGCUUCUCUGAAGAAGCUUAUAAUAAUAUACAGUAUAUGUAUAUGUAGGGAACAAUUGGUCAAAGGUGGCUUUUUGUUUCCCCGAGGGGAAAGACUGGCUUUGUAAUUAUAAUUUUUUUCCUUAUUUAUUUUACUUAAAACUUUUCGAGUCUAAGUAUUGUAUGAAGUGCCCAUGAUUCUGUCAGUAAAUUGGAGCAUAUUUUUACCACUUUUUGUCAGUUUAACUAGUCCUUUUGUUUGUUUCUAUUUUUAAGGUGAAUUUUAAACUAUUUUAAAUCAGUAAGAUACCUUAAGAAAAAUUGCUAUGAGAGGAGGUAAAUAUUCUUUUUCAGGAGGAACUGAUAUCUCUGGCUAAAUAUUUGUCCUUUUGUUAUAGCUCAUAAAUCAGUUAUUUCAUUCAGCUUUAAUUUCAGUAAAAUAAGAAACUAUUAAAAAUUCCCUAUGGUUGUUGGAAUGAUCAAAGAAAUUCUGGUGUGGUGCUGGUAUACCAGUCUUUAGAAUUCUUAAAUACUCUAAUAUUUCAAGUUGAGGCCAUAUUUGGAAAAUUUAUGUCAUAGCGAUUAUGUUAUUUUCAAGUGUCAUUCUUUACCUUGGAAAGAAGUCAUCGUUCAUCGUAACCCCAGCAGCCUGGGUAGCUCACUAACAAGCCCUUUGAAGAUCAAAUUUUAAUGAAGUAGACCAGGAAUAUACAAGCAGGUCCUUUUCCCUCCCUCCCCCACCUUUACAAAUCUUGCUGGAAGAGUGUUUGGAAAUUAAACUUUGUUUGUUAAGACUCCUGUUGGGAGUUUUAAGAAGUAAUGUAUGUCAUGUAAUGUGUGUAAAUUAUCACAGUUGACACUUUUCCAUGUAUCAGUAAGUUCUCUGACAGUGGCCGAAAGUCACUUGCAGAAAAUAAUUGAAUAUACAGAAUAAUAGCAAUCAGGCUGUGGAUAUUCUUUAUCAAAGUCUUUUCAGGCAGUAGUCUUUUUUUUAAUUGCUGUAAUUUUCUAAACUUAUUUUACUAAUACUGUUGAAGAUGAAAACAACAAAAAAGAAUGUUUUUGUCUGCUGCUAUUCUUAACAUUUAUUAUUUGUAUCUUUUAGCUCAGGAAAUGACUUCACCUAUUCGUUCCAUGACCAUAUCUUUAACAGGGUCAUUUAGCUAACUGGGGUGUUUAACAGAUGUGCUGGGAGAAAAUCAUGAUGUAUUUUGACAAAUUGCUUUUUAAGGUAUAGUUUCUAAAAUCAGGGUAACCUGGUUGGAAUUGUUUUGUACAAAUUACAUAGCCUGCCUGAUCUACCAACAUUGCACAGAGAAUCACAACCAAGAAUGUGGGAAGGUCAUAGCAGUGGACCUGGAUACAUUUUUUAUUUUGAGGGCUUAAACCAAAUUGUCUUGGAAUUUAAAGCUGUAUUUCUGUAGCUUUCAGUACAGAGGAGAGAAAAGUGAAGCUGAGUCAGUUUUUACAUGAGUCAGGCCACAGCAUGUAUAAGAAAGAUAGAUGAAGUCAUUUGCAUAAAGGUACAGCGUUGGAAUACUAUGUUGUGUUUGUUAUUACAUUGUGCAUUUUAAAACCACAGUAAAAGCCCAGGAUACAUUUCAUAGUAGAGCAAGCUGUAGCAUUUUUAUUGAGUUCCAUGGUAGUCACACACUGUUCACAUCUACACCAUGUUUAAUAGUAUGGUUGGUCAGGGGAGGGACUCGGGGGUGCUGGUUCUCAAUUUACAUGUACUGAGUGCAGCUGCAGCUAAGUACAAUGUUUGGAAGCUUAUCAGAAACAAUCUACUUUAAAAACACGUCGGGUUAGGCUUGGGGGGAGAAUGCGGACAUAGUAAGAGGGACCCAUGCAGAAAGCAUUGUGAAGCUGGCUGUUGGAUGGCUGGGGUUGAAAUGAGGGGCGGGUUUAAGUUGUAAAUGAUGGCUGAUUGCUAUCUAUGUACAUGUUUGUUGGGAUGGCUGUCCCAUAUUUUGUAUAUUGGAAUAAAAAUUUCUAUAAAUUAUCAUAACUAAAAGUAAAUAUUCUAAAUUAAGUCUCACUUCUGAGUCAUAUGACUUCUGUCUUAGAAACUUUACCUUUAGAAGAAUUCUUAAGACAGGAGCCGUGCGACUUCAAGAAAAGGG
Messenger RNA from Rhinolophus ferrumequinum (greater horseshoe bat), 4031 nucleotides. It is a transcript of the gene USP12, whose product is annotated as ubiquitin specific peptidase 12. The transcript has 9 exons. Gene Ontology annotation, biological process: protein deubiquitination. Bases 259 to 1371 code for a protein of 370 amino acids. The record is from RefSeq and is a predicted model, not a curated record. Lineage: Eukaryota; Metazoa; Chordata; Mammalia; Chiroptera; Rhinolophidae. Gene Ontology annotation, cellular component: nucleus; cytosol. Gene Ontology annotation, molecular function: cysteine-type deubiquitinase activity; cysteine-type endopeptidase activity.